This is a messenger RNA of Nannospalax galili (Upper Galilee mountains blind mole rat), 3161 nucleotides long. RefSeq names its product kelch like family member 8 (gene Klhl8). The coding region runs from base 171 to 2027 and encodes 618 amino acids. The transcript is spliced from 10 exons. The record is from RefSeq and is a predicted model, not a curated record. Lineage: Eukaryota; Metazoa; Chordata; Mammalia; Rodentia; Spalacidae. Gene Ontology annotation, molecular function: protein binding.
UCCGCGGGGUCGCGCACGAGCGCGCGUGUCCGUGGGGUGUCAGCGGGGCUGGAGCAGCGCGGGCAGCGGCAGGGAGGCGCCAGGGCUCAGGAGCCAGGUGUCGCGGCUGCAGCCGUGGCGGCUGGCGCGGACUGCGAGAAGAGAGCUGUUUUGAAAGAAGAGUGUUACCAAUGGCUUCGGACUCCAUAAACGGAAAACAAGGGCGGAAUCAGUUCUCCAAGGGGAAAAGGCACCAGCAACAGACAAAGCCCAGACCCUCAGUGAGUGACUGUGAUGGAGAAGACUCCUUUAUCUUUGAAGCAAAUGAAGCCUGGAAGGAUUUCCAUAGCUCUCUUCUUCGAUUUUAUGAAAAUGGAGAACUCUGUGAUGUCACACUGAAGGUUGGCUCAAAGCUAAUCUCUUGUCACAAGUUGGUACUGGCUUGUGUGAUUCCCUACUUCAGAGCCAUGUUUCUUUCUGAAAUGGCUGAAGCCAAACAAACGCUGAUUGAAAUUAGAGAUUUUGAUGGUGAUGCAAUAGAAGACUUGGUAAAAUUUGUCUAUUCUUCACGGCUCACUUUGACAGUUGACAACGUCCAGCCUCUCCUAUAUGCAGCCUGUAUUCUGCAGGUUGAACUGGUGGCCAGAGCUUGCUGUGAAUACAUGAAGUUACAUUUUCAUCCCUCAAAUUGCCUAGCAGUCAGAGCCUUUGCAGAAAGUCACAACCGAAUAGACUUAAUGGACAUGGCGGAUCAGUACGCCUGUGAACAUUUUACUGAAGUAGUAGAAUGUGAAGAUUUUGUAAGCGUAUCACCUCAGCACCUUCACAAGCUUUUAUCCUCCAGUGAUUUGAAUAUUGAUAGUGAAAAACAGGUCUAUAGUGCUGCUAUCAAGUGGCUUCUAGCUAACCCUCAGCAUCAUUCCAAGUGGUUGGAUGAAACACUUGCACAGGUUCGUCUGCCAUUAUUGCCAAUUGACUUUCUUAUGGGUGUUGUGGCAAAAGAACAGAUUGUCAAGCAAAAUCUAAAAUGUAGAGAUUUAUUGGAUGAAGCAAGAAAUUAUCACCUUCAUUUGAGCAGCAAAGCAGUACCUGACUUUGAAUACUCAGUUCGGACUACCCCAAGGAAGCGUACUGCUGGUGUGCUGUUUUGUGUAGGUGGUCGAGGUGGAUCUGGUGACCCCUUUCGUAGUAUCGAAUGCUAUUCUAUCAACAAAAACAGUUGGUUCUUUGGACCAGAAAUGAACAGCCGAAGGCGACACGUGGGUGUGAUCUCUGUGGAAGGUAAAGUAUAUGCAGUAGGUGGACAUGAUGGAAAUGAACAUUUAGGUAGCAUGGAGAUGUUUGAUCCUCUCACUAAUAAAUGGAUGAUGAAGGCCUCAAUGAAUACAAAGAGGCGAGGAAUUGCCUUGGCCUCUUUAGGAGGCCCAAUUUAUGCAAUUGGAGGGUUAGAUGACAAUACUUGCUUCAAUGAUGUGGAGAGAUAUGACAUCGAAUCUGAUCAAUGGAGUACUGUGGCACCAAUGAAUACUCCCCGUGGAGGAGUUGGCUCUGUGGCUUUAGUAAACCAUGUCUAUGCAGUGGGUGGCAAUGAUGGAGUGGCUUCCUUAUCCAGUGUGGAGAGGUACGAUCCACAUCUGGAUAAGUGGAUAGAAGUUAAAGAAAUGGGUCAACGAAGAGCAGGCAAUGGAGUUAGUGAACUUCACGGUUGUUUAUAUGUUGUUGGUGGUUUUGAUGAUAAUUCUCCUCUGAGUUCAGUGGAGCGGUAUGACCCUCGAAGCAACAAGUGGGACUAUGUGGCACCACUCACCACUCCCAGGGGUGGAGUUGGGAUUGCAACGGUGAUGGGCAAAAUCUUUGCAGUUGGUGGUCAUAAUGGCAAUUCAUACCUAAACACAGUAGAAUCAUUUGAUCCAGUGCUGAAUAAAUGGGAGCUAGUUGGACCUGUGUCUCACUGCAGAGCUGGAGCAGGUGUAGCUGUAUGUGACUGUUUAAUUAGCCAAAUUCGAGAUCUAGGUCAUGGAUCUACUAAUGUGGUUGACUGUAUGUGAUCUGAGCUCCAACCACCAACAAUUGAGUUAUAUUGGACAGAUGGGAAAGACAACAGACAUUUUGAUAAGACAUCAUUUGAAAUUUACAGCUACCGUUCAUUUGAAAUUUACAGCUACCGUUCUACUUAAAUGUUAACUGUUUUAUUGUGACUAAAUGCAACUUUUGGAAUGAUAGCUGAAGGACUGUUAGGAAUGAAACUUGAUAUUUGUUGCAUUAGCAAAUAAUGGUGCAGGGAAGGAAGGCAGUUUAGCUUUGAAACUACACCUGCUCUGAAAAAUGUUUAGAGUAGUGCCAAAACCUUGAAAUACCUGUUUAUUUUGAUGACUGAAAUAGAAUUUAUUGAGUUUGUGUCUGUUCUUUGACCUGAAGGUAUUAGCUUCAGAUACUAUAUUUUUCCUAGAGGAGAGAUUAGAAUCUGUCCAUCAACAUGAGGGCAUGUGAACCCUGCUCCUCUGGAGGGUCAUUUCUACUUGGUGCUGAUGAAUUUGUCUUGCUUUAUGUUUCUCUAGAUGUUGGCUUUCCAAUUUCUUGGGUAUUUACAGAAGCAGGAAAAAUAUUUUUGUCUUUCUGAGUGUCACUUAGAUGUAUUCUUGAAACCAUAUAGACUUGCUGUAAGAAGUCCUUCCUGCCAGUAUCAACAGCUAGAGCUGCACUACUCAGCUGUGCUGAUCCCACCAAGCCAAGUCCACUGGUUUGGUUUUUUCUCAUCUCAUGCAAAACAUGACCCUGAGGGCAUCCUAGCAGUGGCUUUAGAGUUAACAUCAUUCUUAUACCCAAAUGAGAGACUUUGAGACAGAACAGAGGAUAUGACUCCCUACUGAGAGAGAGCUGAACACACCUUUAGCUUUGAUGUACUUGUUUUAUUUUAGACCCAGGAUCUUUGUCGUCUCUUGUUAUUUGUCACUGUCCUGGUUUUUCUAAUUGUACAGAUCUGGAUUUAUUUAUUAUCAGGAAAUGAAUGCAUUUGUACAAAAUCCAUCAGUGGACUAUAGUUUGAUGAUUAGUUCAAGGUUGUCAUUAAUCAAUAGAACACGUUGUUGGUAAAAAAUAGAGAAAAAUGAAAACUACUAGUUUUUUCAUUGUUUAAUAUCCUCCAGUGUGUUUAUUGAAUAUUUCUACAAAUAAACUUGAAA